AUGUGUCAACUCAUGGGAAUGAACUGCAACACCCCCACGGAUUUUACGUUUUCCUUCAAGGGGUUUGCCAAACGAGGUGGUGAGACGGAUAAGCAUGAACAUGGUUGGGGAUUGGCCAUAUACGAAGGACGAGGCCUGCGGACCUUUCACGAUCCACUGCCAGCGGCCAAAUCACGGAUUGCCGAAUUUGUUUCUGGAUAUCCCAUUCAGACCCUAAACAUGAUGGCCCACAUUCGGUAUGCGACCCAAGGAACCGUCAGUUUGGAAAACGUGCAUCCCUUUCAGCGAGAAAUGUGGGGAAUCCAAUGGUGCUUUGCCCACAAUGGUGAAGUUCCAAAGUUUACGGGCAAGAAAUUUCAGGAUUAUCCUCGAUUGGGACGCUGCAAAGAACUCUUUUACUUUCCAGUGGGAGAGACGGAUUCCGAAGCUGUGUUUUGUGCCAUUUUGAAUGCCUUGCGGGCCGAGUUUGCAUCCUUGCCUACCUUGCCGAAUCUGUACGAAACCAUUCAACGAUUGUGUGCGGAAAUUGUGGAAGGGGAAGAAGACGAGACUAUUCUGAAUUUUUUGCUAGGGUGUGGAAAGUUUACACAAUUUGCGUACAGUUGGCCUGGAAAACGCCCAGGUUCCAAAGUUUGGAAUGGACUCUUUUUCACCAUUCGGAGACCUCCAUUUGCGACGGCCCAAUUGAAGGAUGUCGAUUAUGCAGUAGACUUUACAGUAUGCACCAACCCCAACGACCGAGUGGCGGUCAUUGCUACGGCACCCUUGACGAGCAACGAACGGUGGAGAGAAUUCAAAAAGGGAGAACUGUUAAUGUUUGACAAUGGUUGGGGAUAUUCCGAAAUACACGAUUGCCAUGAAGUCGAGCUACAAGGUCGGGGAUUGGUAUCGAAUAACAUGCCCAAACAAACCUGUGGUGGAUGUCCAGAAGCCCAAUCGGGUUUCAAUGCUCCCACUCUGCUGCGAAAUCAAGUCGACGAAUAUUUUCGAGAACAACAACAACAACAACAGCAAGCAGAUGGCUCAUCGUCAAUACAGCUGCCCUUUGCCAAGGAGGGAGCCGAUUUGGGCUGUGGCAGUGGAUGUUCUGGUUUGGCCUUUCGGGAUUGCGUCACACGGUUGACAGGAGUCGACAUUUCUCCCGAAAUGAUUGAUCGGGCCAAACUCCGAGGUUGUUACGACAACCUUUUGGUGGGAGACAUUGAAACUGCCAUUCAGGAUGCCAAUUCCAAAUUUGACCUGGUCUUUGCUUCCAAUGUAUUUGCCUUCAUUCAAGACAUUCGUGGAGUCUUUGCCAGUGUCCGCACCAGUCUCAAUCCCGACGGUAUUUUUGCAUUUUCGGCCGAGACGAUUGAUUUUGAUGAUGCGCCAUUGCUGGUUCCGGAAGUUGACCAGGUUGGAGAAGAGAAAAAGGAAGAAGAUGGAAGAGGAAUAGAAGCAGCAGCUAGCUGUGAUGAAAAUAAGGAAAAGAAGUUUCGGCUGGUGCUGCAGUCCUGUGCACGAUAUGCACACGAAGCUGGCUACAUUCAAGAGUUGGCUUCCGAAUUUGGUUUUGAAAUCGUCAAGACGCAAGAAUCCGACUUGCGAAAGCAUUGUGUGCACAUGGUGAAAAAUGCAGUCUAUGUCAUGGCGUGCCGCCGAUGA
Cylindrotheca closterium is the source of this 1644-nucleotide messenger RNA. Lineage: Eukaryota; Bacillariophyta; Bacillariophyceae; Bacillariales; Bacillariaceae. The record is from the annotation of a GenBank genome assembly.